Messenger RNA from Pseudogymnoascus destructans, 333 nucleotides. RefSeq lists its product as uncharacterized. NCBI's taxonomy places the organism in Eukaryota, Fungi, Ascomycota, Leotiomycetes, Thelebolales, Thelebolaceae. The coding region runs from base 1 to 333 and encodes 110 amino acids. The transcript has a single exon. The record is from RefSeq and is a predicted model, not a curated record.
AUGUGCUUCUUCGACCAAACCCUUUACCGCUGCGGCGACUAUAAGUGGGGCACCUUCCGCCAGCACUGCGCCAAGGAGUACCGCACCGGUGAGACCUGCGGUAUGAAGCUCGUCAUGAACUGCAACGAGGACCGCUCCAAGAACUGCCGCAUCUGCGACAAGAUCGCGACCAAAUUGAGCCGCCGCCAGAAGGAGGUCGACCGCAUCAAGCGAUGGAAGAGCGAGCGGAACCGCAAGGCCUCCAUCGAGGCCUCCGAGGAUAUCAUCAGCGACCUGGAUCGCGAGAUCUAUAACCUCGAGGAGGAACGAUUGGAUAGGAGGAACCGCUUGUGA